ACUCCAGGGGGGUGCCCCUUUAUCAGACAGGGACGCUCGACUUCCGCCUGGUUCUGUCACUGGUGAAGCCGUCCCGGGUCAGAGCGGGCCCGGCCUGAAGGGUGUGGCUGUUUGUCUGGACUCCCCGGAGGCCGUGUCGCCUUGAUGCGGUGUUCUAGGCCAGCCGGCCAUGCAGACAGGAGGCUUGUGAGACGGAGUGACGUGAAGCGGAGAUGAAGGAGACCGAGGGCAGCAGAAAGACUUCACACACAGUCGUGGGAAGAUUGUAGCGGACUCGGCAGACACAAAGCCGGGGGAGGAGUUGAGAGAGGUGCCAUGGGGGGUACACUCUCCCACUCUGUCUGCAGCGCUGCUCGCUGUGGUGCAGCCGGAGCGAGCCCACCGUGUGCGCUGUGGUGCGCACGCGUGUGUCAGAGCGGCUCUUCACACCUCCGCCCACGAGCUCCUCUGCCCGGCUCGAGAAGGCCGGCGGUGUCACCCGUGCAGGCGCGGACUGCGCUCCCUCUUCCUCUGCAGGAAGAGCUCGUGGGAACCUCGGUCGCGAGGCCGCGGGAGGCUGUUCUCGAGGCCUGAAGCAAUUAAUCAAUUAAGACCUCCGGCGUGCGCGCAGCAAAAGGCAGUGGUAGAGACAAUUCACCAGCUGCCUCAAUAUUUAUGAGCACGUAAUAAUGAGCGUUUUGAGAUGUUUGCUUUUGAAGGCACUAUAUGAAACAAGGUGUAUUGUUCUAAACCCAGAACAGGACCUUUCUUCGUCCGGGUCUUUCGAGAACAGGCGCGGAAGUGCUGGAGUCUGUUGAUAAACCGUGGGAGCGUGGUGCUGUUUGCGCGACGUGUCUUCAGAAAUCCGCACCUGCAGACCCGGCGGAGACCGAGCUCUGAGCGCGAGGCUACCGGCGGGACAGCGGAAGCCGCGCGCGUCAGUCGCAGCUCAUUAAUUUCGGAGAGAGAGAAAGAAAGCUGAGUGAUUCGCAGAAGCGAGGGCGCUCCACCGUCCCUCCCUCCUCUACUCCUCCUCCUCUUCCUCGCCACAGAGGAGCUCGUCAGCAGGGCGUCGCGCACUGACACUCCGAGGUAAAACAAAAACCAACGGAAAACGCGGCUCAAGCGGCGCAUUGCUGUUCCUCGCCGGGCGCGAGACGUUCCCACCUCGCCGGGCAGCGGGCGCGUGCGGGCGGCGCGAGAGGAUGGCGGCGCUCCUGCGGCUCCUGGUGAUCGUACAGGCGGCGCGCGCUUCAGGACAGCGGCUGCUCGGCGUCCGCCAGUGGCCCGAGUCCCUGCGCGCGGAGGAAGGCGGCGAGGCCGCCAUCAGCUGCUCCUUCAACGGCACCGGCUUGGAGACGGUGUCGGUGGAGUGGUACCGGAACCCCACAGCCAGCGAGGCGCCCCCGGAGAAACGGUACACGCGCCAGAACGUCACGGGCCAAGGCACCGUGGCGGUGCUGACGCUCCGCGCGCUGCGCCCGAAUGACAGCGGCGUGUACGCGUGCAAGAUCACCCCGCUGAUCCCCGUGCAGCUGGAGGGCGCGUGGGGGAACGGCACGCGGCUGACCGUCUCAGGCGCGAGUGGGUCCCGGCUCGUGGCGGCGCUGCCCUGGGCGCUCGUGCCCGCGCUGGUGCUGCUGGCGGCGGCGGCCGCGCUCUGCUGCUCCCGGGCCCGGCGGGACACCGGCAAUAAUAUCUACACUGAAGCAGACCGCGGGCCUCCGCAGGCGCGCGCCUCCCGCGAGCCGGAGCCGGAGCCGGAGCUGGAGGACUUCGGCUACUCUGUCCUGCGUUUCCCCGCGGGCCCGUCCUCGAGAGGGACCUGCGCCGCGGCGCGAGGAGGCGGCGAGCCCGCGGCCGCCCGGCAGGCACGCGCUGGAGAGCGGCACGAGGAGGUGGUGUAUUCUCUGUGCGGCCCACAGCGGAGCUGACACGCGUGGACAUCGUGGAAUUCUGCAGGCACAGCUCAGCCACACAAGCCGAGGUUCACGCGUGUACAUUCCGCAGCGCGGCGAUGCGAGUUCACAAGACCGUUAAAAUGAACGACAAGCCAGGGAGCCGCUAACGGGAAACGUACCUUUUACUGCUCACGAGAUCAAGGAUAGGUCCGUCAGCCCGCGUGCCACACACGUCCUGAUUUGUUCAAAGUAAGUGUGCGCACGGGCUAAGUAAUUAUAAUUACAAUUUAUUAUAAUAAUGAUAUAUAAUUUAUAAUUAAUACCCCGGCGUCCU
This is a messenger RNA of Lepisosteus oculatus (spotted gar), 2214 nucleotides long. The record is from RefSeq and is a predicted model, not a curated record. NCBI's taxonomy places the organism in Eukaryota, Metazoa, Chordata, Actinopteri, Semionotiformes, Lepisosteidae.